UAUAUAUUUUACAAUAUGUUAAUUAUAACUUAUUGUAAAAUAUAUAAAAUGUAUUAGAGACAAAGGAAGAAUAUAUAAUAAAAUUAGCAUUUAAUUAAUCCUAAUUUUAUACUAAUACAAUUUUUCAAAAAUCUAUUUGUCAAUAAACCUAUUCAAUAAAUACAUAACGCUUUCUUAUAUUAGCGAUAUUGACGUAGUAUAUAAAUUAUAUUAAAAGAAAAAUUCAUUUAAAAUUAAUAAAGAAUUGAUUUUUUAUAUGUGAGCAAUUUUUAUAUGCAAGCAUUUUUUAUGCAAGUACUACGUAUUUUGCUGCUUUAAAGAUUUACGGGGUAAUUGUACAUAUAGUACCAGCUAACAAAGUACGUAGUAUUAUUAAACAUGCGCAGAAAAAUAUCUCAAGUGAUCGUUACAUUCAUCGACAUAGGAUACGUUCAGAAAACACAACCGUUGGAUAUCAAUCGAAUGUGAUUGGUUCUUACUUCUACAACCAACAAAUCAAUGUCGAGUGUUAACAAGACAGUGCUCAGCAGUUGUUUUCUAAACGCACUCAUAUAUAGUGGACAGUACAUGUGUGGAUGCUCAGUGAGAGGGAUUAAUCUGAAUAGUUCGCUUCGGUCUUCUGUGCAUGUUUUAUAUAAUUUUGAAAUUCUCUUUGUUCUAUUAAGUGGUUCUUUAAAGUUUCAUUAAUCAUUUUCAUUACUUUAAUCCUGUGAUUGAUUUAAUAUGUAUGCAAUAGUUAAAUUUUAUGAUGAUGUGUAUUACGCCUAACUAGUUGUAUUUAUACUACUAAAAAUAUAACAAAAGCAAAGUAUAGUGAUGGAUAUAGAUAUCCCGCAACCAUUGUGGCAAAAAACAGUAAGUUAAAACGUUACUUUAAAAAGUUGCUUUAUGUAUAAAACCGGAUAAUGUUCAAAACAACGGGCAUGUCGCACAUUUUAAUAAAAGUGUGUUUAUUCGAUAGUUUUUCAUUGCUAAAUGAUGAAUUCCUAAAUGAUGAAUUUGAAUAAAUUAAAUAUAAAGAAGAUUUUAACAAUAAAAUUAUUGUGCGUAAUUUUUGCGUCUGGCUCUUAUUAGCCCUCUUUCCAUUAAAAUUUUAUAUUUAGAAGGGCCUCAUUUAUAUUAUUAAAAUUAUAUGCAUACUAUAUAUAAAAUGUGCUUCUCUGAUUAAAAAUUAUAUUUUUAAAUCUCACUCAAAAGUCAUAUAAUCUUUAUCUUCUGUUAAAAAAAAAUAACUUAAACACUAUACAAAAAAAACUUUUUCAUUAUAACAGAUGAUAAGAAGCUGUUGCAGAUAAUAGUUACAAAUAUUAAUAGAAAUAUACCUUAUGUACUAUGUAAUAGAGUUUCUAAGCGACAUGGAUGUGAUAAUUUUAAUGCACAAAUAACAAACCACAAUGCUCAAAGAAUUGCUAUCAAGCCUGCAUUUUGUGGUAUGUUUUCUUACUUCACAUGCAUAAAUUUCGAUUUCUAAACUACGUAAUUUUGCUAUAAAUAUUAUACCGUGUGAUUUAUAUUAUACUGUAUUAGAUUAUAUUUAUAUUUGCUGUAAUAUAAUAUAUUAUAUUACAGAUAUUACUAAACCGAUAUCUUUAGAUUAUGUAACUGUAAAUAAUAAAACUAGUAUCACCAAUCAAGAUGUUAGCUAUAAGAAAAAUAUUAAAAUGCCUUUAUCUCAUGAUGAUGAGACUGAUUUCGACUCUCCAACAGAUGUUGAAUGUCAGAGGAAUAUUUUUGUGUCUGCAUUUAAUAGAAAUAUGAAUGUCAGGGUGGACCAUAAUAAUAUGAGGGCAAAUAAUGAUGAUACUGAUAUCUUUAAUAGAGACUGCGAGAUAGUUGUACGAGAUAGUUGUACGAGAAAUAUUGCUACAUCUUUAUCUUGCGUAAAUACUGAAGAAACCAUAAAUUGUCACGAUGAAAAUAGAAACGAUGAGACUGAUUUUGAUUCUCUAAACAUAGAUUGUCAGAAUAAUAUUCUUGUACCUGCAUUUAAUAGAAAUAUUAAUGUAACAAUGGACUGUGAUAAUAUGAAUACAAACAUUAAUGAGACUGAUAUCUUAAAUAAAAGUCAUAAUUGUACGAGAAAUGUUGAUGCAUCUUUAUCUUGCGUAAAUACUGAAGAAUUGAUAAAUUAUCAUGAUGAAAAUAGAAACGAUGAGACUGAUUUUGACUCUCCAGACAUUGAUUGUCAGAAUAAUAUUCUUGUGCCUGCAUUUAAUAAAAAUAUUAAUGUAACAAUGGAUUGUGAUAAUAUGAACACAAAUGAUAAUGAGACUGAUAUUAAUAAAGAUCACAGUUAUACGCUAUAUGUUGAUUUAUCUUUAUCUCAUGUAGAUACUGAGAAAAUAAUUAACUAUGAUUUUCAAGACGAUUAUGAUGUGAUGAUUCCGAUAACGUAUGUUAACGCAGCAACUGACAUGUCUGACCUAACAAACCAGAAAAAUAAUGAUGCAAAAAACGAACAAAUAGAAGUCUCAGUUCCUUCUAUAUUUAGUAACUGUGACUUUAGGGAUGUGAAAAAAGCUGUGAAGCGAUUGACAUUUAACACUAUUGAAAAAUCAUCAGAAGAUGCAGAACACGUAUGCGUACUUCCUAUUUGUCUUGAUAAUCCAGAAAUUGUUGAUUUUGAUGUUCCAGUAUCUCAUGAUAAUGAUAAUGAUGAAGAUUAUAAUGAAGAUUCAGAAUAUAUACCUUCAGAACAUAGUUCUUUACAAAAUCAAUCUCCACAAGAUCAUGUGUCAAUUGUUGAUAAGACUACAUCUUCCAUUUCUAGUUAUGAUACUUCUAAUAUAAAUGUCGUUGGUACGUCAGCAUGUAACGACGAAGUUAUGUAUGUUCAAAAGUCUAAUGUGAAAUCAACGAAACAAAAUUAUUGCGCUUUUUGUAUGAAGUUGCAAUCACAGCUUGCAUGA
Messenger RNA from Cataglyphis hispanica, 2909 nucleotides. Its product is annotated as AP2/ERF domain-containing protein PFD0985w-like. The record is from RefSeq and is a predicted model, not a curated record. NCBI's taxonomy places the organism in Eukaryota, Metazoa, Arthropoda, Insecta, Hymenoptera, Formicidae. The transcript is spliced from 12 exons. Bases 1662 to 2909 code for a protein of 415 amino acids.